AUGGCACUGAAGUUAUCGCACCUGGCGGGAUGGAUUUACGAGCGGAUUAACUUGGCGACGCACGGGUGGGAAUUCCGCAAGAAAGGGGAAAUCCAUCGUCGUCUAGGAAAGACAUUCGUACUGGUUACUCUUGAUGAGUGCUCAUUAUGGGUGGCUGAGCCUGCCCUUGGGACUACGAUAUUGCAGAGAAGAAAAGAUUUCGUGCAGCCUGCUGUGGUAGCGCGAGUGGUUGGAAUUUUUGGAUCUAACGUUCUUCAGUCCAAUGGUGAUGACUGGCAACGUCAGCGAAGAAUCGUUGCUCCCAACCUGAAUGAACGUAUCAGCGAAACAGUAUGGAACGAAAGUUGUCAGCAGGCACAAGUCAUGAUAGACUAUCUGCUCAAGCAUCCCGGUAAUCAAACAUUAAGUGGCCUUCGAUGUCUGGCCAUCAACGUUAUCGGCGCUGCUGGCUACGGACAACAUGCCCCCUGGCGUCCUGACGUUCAAGAGCUUGCCCAGGGCUGGAAAGAUGGAAGUGGAAGAGGCGCCUACUUCAACACAAUUGGAUUGGUGGCAGAUAUGUUCUUGGAGGCUGCCAUUGUGCCGACCAAGCUGAUGAAGAUGUGGUUCAUGCCUGCCUGUUGGCAACUUCUUGGGAAGUGUAAAGAGAAAAUGCCAGAAUAUACAAAGCAGGUACUGGAUGAAGAGCGAAAAGCAGCCAAGGAAGGGUCUGAGACUCACAGUAACUUGCUCAGUAUGCUUGUGCGGUUCUCCGACGACAGAAAGAGCGCGGGGUCAUCUGGGCUUUCUUUGACGGAUGAUGAGAUCAGUGGGAAUCUUUUUGUGUUCAGCGCUGCAGGGUUUGACACCACUGCAAAUACGAUGGGCUACGCUGUUAUGCUGUUGGCGGCAUACCCUAAAUGGCAGGAUUGGUUGCGCGAAGAACUUCUGGGCCUUGAUUCUGAUGCCUCCACCUGGCAGUACGAGGAGAGUUUCCCAAAGUGCACGCGCACACUGGCUCUAAUGUUUGAAACCCUCCGUCUUUUCACCCCUGUAGCGCACGCUACACGAUCCGUCGCCGGGCCUCAGCAACUUGCAGACGAUACCAGAACCCAUCUGCUACUUCCACCCAUGGAUGUGUUUGUCUCAUCCCAAAGUCUGCAUGCUGAUGUCGACAUAUGGGGCCCUGAUUUUCUGGAAUUUAAUCCCUCGAGAUGGAUCGAUGCCAACGGUCAGAUGAUCACCCCUAUGAAAGGGGCAUUCCUGCCAUGGUCUGGUGGCCCAAGAGUUUGCCCUGGAAUGAAGAUGUCCCAAGUAGAGUUUGUAUCAACAAUCGCAACGCUCUUUCGAUUAUCGCGAUGUGAGCCUAUGACAGCCGGGUCGGGCAGCAUAGAGGAUUCCUGCAAGAGGCUGAAGGCCAUAAUGAACGAUUCUAAUCCCAAGUUGACCCUCCAGGUCCACGAUCCCGCCCAGGUGAAUUUGCGAUGGAUUCUACAGGCAUAG
Molecule: messenger RNA, 1482 nt
Organism: Aspergillus tanneri
Lineage: Eukaryota; Fungi; Ascomycota; Eurotiomycetes; Eurotiales; Aspergillaceae
Product: cytochrome P450
Exons: 6
Coding region: 1-1482 (493 amino acids)
Molecular function (GO): oxidoreductase activity, acting on paired donors, with incorporation or reduction of molecular oxygen; heme binding; monooxygenase activity
Source: RefSeq, a predicted model, not a curated record